Messenger RNA from Pochonia chlamydosporia 170, 1626 nucleotides. RefSeq lists its product as hypothetical. The transcript has 2 exons. The record is from RefSeq and is a predicted model, not a curated record. Bases 1 to 1626 code for a protein of 541 amino acids. NCBI's taxonomy places the organism in Eukaryota, Fungi, Ascomycota, Sordariomycetes, Hypocreales, Clavicipitaceae.
AUGGCAAAGACUAUUGCAUUUGCCCCCAAAUUGCGGAUUAGACGGUUAAUACUCGCUGUCCCCGUUUCCAUUCUAAUUUGGAUCUGCACAUCGUUGGUGGUAAUAAAGACGUCUAGACACCAGCUUCAAGGUACCAUUACAAGCCCUGGAUCCGAAAGAACCUUCCUAGUGUCUCAAGAAUCCACGGAUAAAGGCAAUCACGAAGAGCGAAAGUUUGCGAUACUGGUACCUGCGAACAACCCGGGACAUGACUUGUGCAAACUUGUUACGAGUGCACUUGCUUUGGGAUACCCAAGCCCGGUUCUCAUCAAUUGGGGCAAAGACUUUAGAGAUGGUGGCGGCGGAGCGUGGAGUGCAUAUCUCGCCAAGAUUACUGGAGCACUAGAUUACCUGGACAAAGUGACCCGGCCAGAUACGAAUCGCGGAGACAAGCUAGAAAAUGAUGAUUUGGUCCUUAUAGUUGACGCAUAUGAUGUGUGGUUCCAGUUACCGCCUCAGACUCUGAUCCAGAGGUACCACCAAAGUUGCCAAGAUGGCAACACGAGACUCACCGAGAAGUGGCCAUUUCCCUCCAGGAUACCAAUGAAAGAGACUAUUAUUGCAGCGGCCCAAAAACGAUGUUUUCCAACAAUGGAGUCAGGUUCAAAUUUAUACUGCCACGAUGUACCAGAGAGUAACUUGAGACCAGACCUAUAUGGAGGCGCUACCGAUACCGACAGUGCAAAACAGUAUUAUCACAAUGUUCGACCUCGAUUUUUGAACAGUGGAUCAUUUAUAGGUCCCGUUGGAGAUAUGAGACAAUAUCUCCGCCGCGUGAAGCAGAGAAUGGAAAGGGUCAUCGCCGAUGACUUGGCCUUUGAAGGGGACCAAGGCAUAUUCGGAGAAGUCUUUGGUGAGCAGGAGCUUUGGAGAAAGUGGAGGCGUGAACAAGAGGAAAUAUCUACAAACACUAUGUCCACGCCGGCUUCCAAACGUGGCUCGGCCUUGUGGCAACGAGACUUCGAAUUUCAUGUUGGGCUGGACUAUUCGCAACAACUAUUUCUACCAACGGUUUAUGCCGAGUAUGACGGUGAUUUUGUGUCAGUACAUAACCGGUCCUUUAUUCAAAGCCGGUCAUCCAAGUUGGGGAUUGACCCAGUGCGACUGCAUGGAGUCCCGAGCGAUAUUGAACUCACAACGUCGACUGUAACUGAGGUCCUGCCACGGCAGGUUGCAAAAGAAUUCCAUUGGGAGGACGUAUCACUAUAUGCAGACUUUUACACAGCCGCUAUACCGGCAUUACUUCAUCAUAAUGCUUGGAAGGGUGGCGUAAAAAAUCGUCGGACUUGGUGGUGGGAUCGAAUGUGGUACUUUCCACACCUUCGACACAUUCUAGAUCAAAGACGAACGAAGGGAAAUUCUGGACCGGUGGCCAGGAUACAUGAGCAAGGUAGAAAAGUAUCCUAUUAUCCGUCUCGGUCGAGCCAGGAAAACUAUCUUCCAAAGGUGUUUGAUACGAAUCGGCGGUUGGAGGGAUUCAGGCGGGCGCCACUUGACGAGGUUUGUAAACAUGGAGAUAAAGAAGGAAGGUCGCCCGACACAGCAUGGCAUGAGGAGGUCUUUAGAGAUGGCAGGGGUCCAGUUUGA